UAAUUAUUUAUGAAAUAUAAGCCCAAUAUAAAUGUUAACUCAUCUUAAAACUUAAUAAUUGCACUUUUCAAUAAAAUUUAAACAAUUUAAAUGGCACGAUCAUAGUCGCGAUUAUCUCGAUUAAUCUUGACAUUCAAUAUGGCGGCAUGUCGUCAGUGCUAUGCUGUGUCGUGGAAGUCAAGUUUAACAAAAUAUCAUCAGUGAAAUAAGCACUGUGGCUGUGCUUCGAUUCAGCAAGCAUUGAAGACAUCUGAGGAUAUAGUGUGACAUGAUCCUAACUAGUUUUAUUCUUCAAUGUUAUUGGUGAUAAAUUGUGACUUUACAAGAACUCAAUGGUGUUCUGAACUUGGAGAAUUAGAAAGUGUGAUUUGCUUUUUUUAAACAUAUAUACCAUUGUUAGGUGUAACAUCAUACAAUUACAAGUUUCUGUGAUAUAUUGGUACAUAAAUACUGAGUUUUUCGACCCAUAUACAAAGAGAGCAAUAAGAAGAAAUGUCCGGUAAUCCUCAGUGGAAAAUGUUCCAGCCGUCAGAUUCACACUCCUCCCCCUUGCAGGAUAUUUUAGAUCUUCAGCACCCCAAUAUGCAAAACAAACAAGUGUUCCGUACUGGUACUUACAGCAGUGAGUACCCUAGUUCGCCUAGAGAUAACUUUAACAAUAUGAACAAGUCAAGCGGUGGAAACCGAUAUCCCCUUAGUAACUAUAACUUGGACGGCUGCCCAAUGGGGGACUCUGCUGGUGCCUAUUCAUCCAGCUCCACCAAUAAUGCCUCAUCUAACUAUGAUUCCAUCAACUGCCCUUCGAUAAGGGAAACUGGCAUAAUAGAGAAGCUGUUGCAUUCGUACGGGUUUAUACAAUGUUGCGAAAGACAGGCCCGUUUGUUCUUCCACUUCAGCCAGUUCAGUGGCAAUAUUGAACAUCUCAAAAUUGGUGAUCCAGUUGAAUUUGUUAUGAGCUACGAUCGACGCACCGGAAAACCUAUUGCCUCCACGGUAACAAAGAUUGCACCAGAAGUGGUGUUGAGUGAAGCUCGAGUAACAGGUACGGUUACAACUGAAGUGAAAGGUGAGGGCUCUGGUGAUAAUACUGGACGCAUUUCAUAUGAGAACAGAGGUGAAUGCUUCUUUUUGCCCUACACAAAAGAUGAUGUUGAAGGUAAUGUAACUCUACACACUGGAGAUGCUGUUAGCUUUCAGAUUGCAACCAAUCAGAGGGGGACAUUGGGCGCUUGUCAUGUUAGAUUUGAAAAUCCUGUACACCCUGUUAAAUAUCACGGUGUUAUAUGUUCGAUGAAAGAAAAUUUCGGUUUUAUUGAACGGGCUGAUGUUGUUAAGGAAAUUUUCUUUCAUUAUUCAGAGGCAAAGACCAAAGAAGAGUUGCUGUUAGGGGACGAUGUUGAAUUUAUCAUUCAAACUAGAAAUGGUAAAGAAGUUGCAUGCAAUAUAACAAAACUGCCAAGUGGUUCAGUAGUGUUUGAAGAUGUUGGUCCAGAACUUAAGAAGGGUCAAGUAUUAAAACCUCUCGAGCGUGGUAGCAUGAGUCGCGCACAACAAAAUGACCCUCUACCGGGAAGAAUUAGAUAUCGUGCAGAGGACCAUUCUGAAGUAGAGGUCCCAUUUGGGGAUAAAGAUCAAAUUGGGGAGUUUACACUGCGCCACGGCGAUUGGGUGCAGUUCCAAGUCGCCAUUGAUAGGAGGGACCAACUUAAACGUGCGACGAAUAUUACUUUACUUGAAGAAUCGUUUAAUGUAUCUGGUGAAAGACGUGAACAAGGACUUGUCAGUUCUCUGAGGGAUGGAUUCGGUUUUAUUCGUUGUGUGGAAAGGGAACAAACAAUGCUUUUUUAUUUUACUGAAGUUCUACGCCUCGGUCGAGAACUGAGUGUUGGAGAUGAGGUCGAAUUUACUGUUGAUCCUGUGUCGACCUUCUCUAAUAUGAACACUCGUCAAACUGCAAUACGUAUUAAGCAUUUGUCUCCGGGGUCUGUUAAUUUUGAGUGUUUAGUUGAGCGUGGCAUUCGUGGGGUUGUGACCAAGGAGGCACAAUUGCUGACCUCAUCUUCGAGCCCAAAUAGAAAAUCGUCCAUCGAUUAUAAUGGCCUUAUUACUGCACAAAUCAAUGGAGUUAAGAAAACUUUGCCUUACACUGCCAAAAAAUGUGAAUCUAAGAUGUUACCCCGUAAUGGGGAUAAAGUUAUUUUUGAUCUUUAUCAGAUAAAAAGAACUAAAGAGUUGAUUGCGAUGGCUGUUCAAACCCAACAUAGCCUUACAAAUGGUAGCAUCAGUGGUAGUUGCCGUCCUAUUAUGAGGGGUUUUGUUGCUGCCCUCAAAGAUGGGUUUGGUUUUAUUGAAACAGCCGAUCACACCAAGGAAGUUUUCUUCCAUUUCAGCAAUUUGGAAGGCAAUCCUGAUCAUUUGGAAUUGGGUACAGAGGUGGAGUAUUCAUUGGGACGUGUGAACGGAUCAGGGGGCGGGUGCGCUAGUGCUGAAUUUGUGCGUGUUUUGCCUAAAGGGUCUUUACCUAUUGCUGAGCCACUGGAGCCGACUAUCAAUGGCACUGUGACCAGGACCCUUCGUGCCCUUAACCCUGAUCAAGCACAAUAUUCUGGUGUGAUUCAAAUUGAAGGCGGUAUGACAUACGAGUUUGGUAUAAUGGGUUUGGCGUGCAAGAGGGAAAUCCUGCAAGUUGGUGAUCCAGUAACUUUCCAAGUGGACAAGGAGAGUAGGGCAACUAACAUCGUGCCUAUCAGGAAGAAACGGCGAGCCAUUGUUGAUGCUGUCAAAGGUGGGUUUGGUUUCUUGUGCGUGGAGUCUGAAGAUAAUCGUCGUCUGUUCUUCCACAUGUCGGAAGUGCGCGGGAAUCCCUCGGAUCUGCAGCCCGGAGACGCGGUGGAAUUCGUCAUGCUUACCAACCAAAGGAAUGGAAAAUGCUCCGCUUGCAAUGUCGUUAAGAUCAGUAAACCUAUGAAGCGCGGAGAUCGUUCUGAGCGUCCUCUGGCGCGGCUGCGCACUGCUUCCACCGAGGAAGGUGCUCCGCGCGUCGUAGUCACGCGCAACCCGCGUGGACCCGACGGCAGCCGCGGCUUCAGACCACGCAGACCCAUCGCAGAGCAAUUGAUCGAGUGGCUGCAGAACGUCAAGAUGUGAACACUUCACCACUGCUAUUUAUUCAACAGCGUAGGGUUAAACAUCCUAGGUUUGAUUAUAAAAUUCAAAGUUUUCAUUGUAUUCACAAGAGACUGACUGAUUCUCUUUCCUAUAGCGGCAUUUAGAAAAUUGUUUUUGUUAUUUAUACAACUCGAUAGAGGAAAUAAUUUUCAAAUUGAAAAAGAUGCCUUUUCGGAACAGUCGUGUAAGCAAUUAGAACUGUUGCCUUCAGCCCAAUGCAAUUAUACAUCGAUCAAUAAGGACUUCACCGUAUAUAGCUUGUAAUUGAUGAGCAAAAACAUAUCAAAGUUUUUUAUACGUUUUAUUUGCUUAUAUAGAUUUCCAUUUAAGUGAGAGGUUCUUUUUCGCAUAAAUACGUUGUUCAAAAUUCCGUUUAUACCAUUCCUUAGCAAAUUUGUAUCGUGAUUUACCUUUGAACCUAAUAAUCACAACUAAGACACGUAACAGUUGAAGUAUGAAGCAAAAAAACAUAAAAAAUUAAUGCCCUAGCACAAAACGAAUCCAGCUUUUAAUGCUCUAAGUAUCAAAACAUGUAAAUACAAUAUAGUCAGUAAGUAUAAUGUUAUUUGGAAGCUCCUUUUCGUUUCCAUUGUAAAUUACGUUGCGAUUACUAAAUUAUAAAUUUUUACUGUUUUUUUUUAAAAUAAGAAUAUAUUUUGAAAAUACGUUUACAAGUAUAAUAUUUGGAUCUCUUGUUAUGAAUAAUUCUGUGAUGAUUGUGUCGAUAAAAUUUCAUUGUGUUUGUUCAUUUUAAAUGUUGUGCAAUUUUUAAUUUAAAUUUAAAUGAUAGUUAAUAACCCCCACCUAGUCCUGUACACGUGUGAAACGCAUCGAAUCUGCUUCAACUUUUAUGUGUCUGCAGAUGUAAUGCUACCCUACUGUUUACGUGUCGAACAAAUAAAAUAUUACGUAGCUGUUAAAACAUUUUUUUAUGAAUUGGAUAUAAAGCAUUUAUAAAGUAUGCUAUGAACUGCAUUGGAACCAAAGACUGAAAAAAAUAUUUAUUACAAUAAUACUAUUGGUGUUAGAUUACUUUAACUAUAUGUUAUACAAGACGAGGCCAUAGAUAUUGUGAACAUUAUUUUCUAUACCAUUGAUGAGUUGACAAUACCGUUUUCUAAAUGUAUAAUCAAUUUCUUAUGAUUAAGUUAUAGACGGCUGAAAGAUACAUUGAUGUUGGAAAAAAAAAAUAAGUUGGUACAAUAUUAUUACUAUAAGGCUGAAAGGUAUGAACCGUAAGAAUUUUGACUGUGAGUCGAAGUUCUUUUAAUAUUCUGUGACUUGUGUAGAAGAGGCCUUAUGUCACGAAAAGCUUCCCGCAUACAACACCUUGCAAUCUAUCGUGAUGUAACCCUAAAAUAUACACUAAUUGUUUUUUUUUUAUAUAUUAUUUAUUUUUGUUGCAUACCCAGUUUAGAUUACAUUUAUUCGUAAAUACAACCGAAUUUAAGGUGCCACCAACAUUAUCUCCUUAAAAAAAAAUACAUCUAAGAAAAUCUGUUAGUUUUUCAUUAUUUUUUUUUAAUGUUCCCCCCUUCAUUAGGGGAUGGUUAAAGCAACGUUUGGGAUUGCUUUUGUAUUCCUUCUUUUCGGUUGUUUAUAAAUCCUUGUGAUAUAACGAGUCCUGAUACACCGGACGAAUUAAUAAAAUGUUAUGAUUAUUUCCAAAGAAAAAAAAUAAAAAAAGAAAAAAAGAGGAAUUUUGAACAAACGUUAAUUAAUAUAUAAUAUGCUUGUACGCUUUAAAACUGCAUGUUAUUAUUUGCUAAAACUCAUUUACAUGUAACCGUUUAUAGUAAUAGUAAUAACUUAUAUAAUAAUCAGGAUAUUGAUGUUGUAGUGUAUUACAUAAGACCCCGGAUCGUUUCGGGUAGGUAUUAUAUACUAGUCUUAAACACUCGCGCUUGCCGACAAUUAUAUAACCAGUCGUGCGUAAGGCAAAUGCUAGUGAACAAACAUAUAAUCUUUAUGCAUAAAAUUUUGUGAUGCUAUCGUAGAAAGGAUGCACGUAUUUUACAAUAUUUAACUAAAAAAUUUACAUCAUUUUUUUUUUCUUAUUUUUUACACUAAUUUGACUGUUUUUUUUGGGAAAAAUAUGUUUUUUUUUUGGUACUAGUAUGCGUAUUUGAUUAGACGUGCAUCCUUACAAUGUAUUAGUGGAAGUAUAACACGAUUUCCACGAUUGUAUUGAAUUUCAAUUUAUAAAAUUUGAUUUUUUUUACACUUUAUUUGAUUUGAUUUUGAUUUUGAUUGACACUGAAAUACAAUUUUGCGAAAAUCUUUUUUAUUUGUAAUUGUAAGUGCCGUGGCUUACGGAUCAAAUAACAUGGAUAGUUUCUGGUUAUGAUUUUUUUUAUAAUAAUAUCCAAUUUUUUGUAACUAGUCCAGUGUUUUUGGUCUGAAAUAAUAAAAUGUACCUGAAAAGUUUUUAUGCGAUUUGAAAAAAUCAUAUCAGCGAUUUAAUGCGGUUUUUACGAAUUUCAAUUUUGGUAUUUAAUAUUGUGCCGCUUACGACGCCAUUUUGAAAAAAUGGCACUUGUUGAAAUUUUCUUAUGAAACACCUUUACAUCUUUACCACCAGCAAUUUUAAUAAUCAAUAAAGUCUAAUAGCAUAAUUGAAAAAUAAUAUAAUACCAAUUUUUUUUAUUAACAAAAAAAUACGGUCAAGAAAAGAAUCACGCAUUUAGAAUUUAAUCCUUUACGACUAAAAUAUAGAUUAUGAAAAAAAUCUGUCAAUAUGGAGGAAAUUUUUUUUAAACAUUUCGUCUAAAACUGCUAUUAGAUCUUUUUUUUUCUAAAAUUACGGUGGCGAAGACAGAAAAUACCAAUAUUGAAAUACGGAAGAACCUAUCGACAUUAAAAAACACCACUUUCUAACACUUCCGUGAAACUUUCCAGGUAUAAAUGACUAAUGCGUGGACAAAAACUAAAAAAAUAAACUUCACAUUA
This is a messenger RNA of Papilio xuthus (Asian swallowtail), 6117 nucleotides long. RefSeq names its product cold shock domain-containing Unr (gene Unr). NCBI's taxonomy places the organism in Eukaryota, Metazoa, Arthropoda, Insecta, Lepidoptera, Papilionidae. The record is from RefSeq and is a predicted model, not a curated record. Gene Ontology annotation, molecular function: nucleic acid binding. The transcript has 17 exons. The coding region runs from base 493 to 3147 and encodes 884 amino acids.